Messenger RNA from Penicillium salamii, 1713 nucleotides. The record is from the annotation of a GenBank genome assembly. Lineage: Eukaryota; Fungi; Ascomycota; Eurotiomycetes; Eurotiales; Aspergillaceae.
AUGAGAGACCAGGAGUUGCUUGAUCGCCAAGAUGCCGCAGCAAUUGCACAACGCCUGCGAACGGACCAGCAACUUUGCCGAGAGAACAAACUGCCCAGCACAUUGGCCAUCACAUUAUGCUCUGCUCCAAAUACAUUAUUAGAGAGCGUAGCAUGGCACAUCACACCGCAUGCUCAGGUUUCCAAAGCCCUGCGGGUAGCUAGAUGCAACGGCAUCAUCCAGGGCAUCAAGGCCUACCUCAGCCAACUGGAGAGCAGGUCAGAGGAACAAAAUACAGACCGAGACAGUUUCCACAUCCCCACAGACAGCGAACUGGAGACAACACUCAAAGUACUGGAUUAUCUCCAAAAGCACAGUUUGGUAUCGCAGGGUGCUACAACGGACUCAUUGUCGGAUGUGCUUUCUUCCGUGAAGGCUCAGUUCUCGAUGGAUCAUAUUCUUCGAACUGCACAGCACAGAAGUUUUCAAAAGCAUGAAAGGAUUCGACCUCAAAGCGAAAAGAUACGUUGCUAUAUAUGCCGGUAUUCAUUUACAGCGGCCGAUGCCCAUGAGUUAUACCCCUCGUUGUGUCGCCAGUGUGGUAUGUUCAACGUUGGAUGCUCAGAGCUAUCGUUGCCGAACAAGUUGAAUCUCAAUGGAAAAUUCGCUCUCAUCACCGGUGGAAGAAUCAACCUUGGUUUCUCAACUGCACUGAGAUUACUUCGUUGUGGUGCCCGCGUUAUCGUUUCGUCCCGAUAUCCUGCCGAUGCCGCUGCACGAUAUGCAAACGAGGAUGAUUAUGCCGAAUGGAACACGAAAUUGAAAGUGGUUGGGGCGGACUUCCGAACCGCGAAAGACGCCUUCCGUCUCGUUCACAUAGUGAAGCAAUUACUUCGUGACUGGGAAUGUGAAGCAGCAUCGGAGACCCCCCGACACCUCGAUAUCCUGAUCAACAACGCGGCCCAAACCUUGACAGAUCCCAUCAAAGCAGAAGUAAGAGCAAUCGAAAGAGAAGAGCAUUUCAGGGACCAUCCCGAGACAAAGUUGCUGCUUGCAUCCACAAACGAAGAAUACAAACCUCGAGUGCGCGGUGGUCUCCCAGCUUCCUGGGUCCCCAGUAUCGAAAACAACAAACCGCAGCUUUGCAUUGAGAAUGAACAAACGAGCGCAACCGAAACCCAAGUCACGCAUAAAGGAUUAAGAGCGUACGAUGAUACGGACUCCUCAAAAUCCUCCUGGGUCCAGUCUCUCCACGAAAUACCAUAUGAAGAUUUGAUAAGCGCACAUUCAGUCAAUGCAUUUGUGCCAUUAAUUCUAUGCCGCGAGCUUCUGAAAAGUAUGGGAUCAGAGAAACCGCAUUCGGGACUGCUUCCACAGGGAUACAUUAUCAACGUCUCAUCCCGCGAAGGCAUCCUCGAGGACACGCCUGGGUCCCGGAGCAAAGCCGGUCAUCACGUUCACACGAACAUGUCCAAGGCAGCCAUUAAUAUGAUCACUGAAACAGAAGCACAGUCUGCGUGGAAAGAGCGGCGCGUUGCUAUAAAUUCAGUUGAUCCUGGUUACAUGAGUGCUGCGCCGGAAUGCCAACGGGUUGAAGGAUGUCCGAUUGGGUUUGAGGAUGGUGCUGCUAGAGUUUUGUGGCCUAUUGCGAUCGGUGAAUCUGAGGGAAGGGUCAUAUCGGGCCGGUUCCUGAAGCACUUCCAGGAAGGGAUCUCUCUUACUCGAAGGGGGUGA